CCUGGGGAACAAGGGAUGGGAUCUUAGCCACGUUCCAGAAACCCUUCAGACUGUGCUGUGCCCCAGCAGUUGGAGGGACACUGGAGCCAGUUCCUUACUGUCCAGGAAGAGGCCAAGCAGUGUGAUGUGGUUUCCUGGAGCUUGGGAGUUGUGUGGAAAAUCCAAGUUGUUUGGAAUGUUGGAGUUCUCUGAUGUGCUUGUAAGGGGGUUGCUGGGAAGGGAAGGUUUCUCUGCAUUACAGCUGGUUUAGGGGAUGGACUUGGAGUAUUUCAUCCAACAGAAUCUCAACACAAACAGUCCUUGAAAUCGAGGCUUGAAAAUUCUACUCUGAUUUUGGUUUACAUUUUCUGGAUUUCCGCCUCUGCUUGCCAUUUUCCAAGAGCUCAUAAAUUCUAGAGAGCUCCCAGAAUGAGUCCAAUAAAUUCUUCCCCCUUUUUGUCUUGUAAACAACACAGCUGUUUUAAGCUGCCUGAGCCCAUGUGUGUUUGAUGUUCUGGAGAGCUGUUUGGAUGCAGUGCUGUCCCGGGAAGCAGAGGCCUCAGAGUUGUUCUUGCAGGGUUUGGGUGGGAUUUAGGAAGUUGGCAGCACACACACCUGAUCCAGCAUUCCCCUGCUCGCUGGGGCUUGGCAGGACACGGCUCAGUGCCAGGAAGGUAAACACAAAAAACUUGUUCUCUGGAGUUUACCUGCCACAAAAUCCUGAAGGGAGGGGUUUUUUUAGACCAGGCUUAAACAGUGAAUGGAUAUUAAAAACUGUUCUUUGUCAAAUACAGAGCAUUUUCUGAUGUGGGUUUUUUCCAACUGUUGGAUGUAUUUAUAGUGUUGUUCGGUUUAUUCUCUUUUUUUUGCCACUGCUGCUUUUAUCUGCAGCAAUGAGCUGAUUGAUGACAAGCUGAACUGGGGUUUGCAAAUUACAAACAGCUCUGAUUCAAAAUCCUCAGUGCCCUUAGUGACUCCUCAUAAUAGGAAUGUUUCAGCUGUGAGUCACUCUCCCAGAUAACUGACUCUGUGUGCAGGAUCCAAAGCAGUUUGCAGUUUGUAUAUGUGAAAACUUUUGCCAGACUUGUAUGGAAUUUAGUUUCCUGAUGCAGUUUCAUGUGUCAGGAAUGGAUGGUCUGUCUGCCCUUAUAUCUCUAUACCUAAAAGACUUGCAUUUUUCUCUUAAUAGUAUACUCUUAUAUUACACUAGUAUAUCGUUAAUGAUAGCAUAUUGUAGUUUCUUAUCUGUUUAGAACAGGUAGAGACUCUGAAAUUUGGAUACAACACAGGAGAUGGCUUUUUAAUUCAGUUAUGUUUUGUUUGAUCUCUUUUGGAUUAAGUGGGACUGAAGUAAUUUGCUCUGAGUUCAUGCUUUGAAAGGUUUCAUGGGUGGAAGUACCAAAGUGUACUCCAUUUAUAAAUAAAAAAUAAGUCUAUUUAAAGGAGUUUAAUGAGAGGAGAAGGGAAAAGGGGUAGGGUGUUUCUUUCAGGCAGUAACAGCUGAAAUUUGAGACAAUAUGUGUCAACAAAAUAACUGGUAAAAAAUGUCUCCAAGGCAGAAAAUGUGCUGGGUGUGAGUGCUGGGUCGCUGGUGCUGUAGGGACUGCUCCUGAAGUGCUGGUUACCUAAAGAAGAAACAAGGAACUGGGGGAGCCUGACUUGUGAUGCCACCAAAGUAUAAAUUCCUAAAUAUAACACAGGUUGUAAAGCUGUAGGAAGCAGGAAGCCACAGCUGAAGGAGAGUGAGUGGGCCUGGCUCUUACCCUGCAGGUAAGUGUUGCUCUACAGCAAAAUAAUGCUGCUCUUUUUCUGGCCUCAGCCCACUGAGUUUGGGAGAAAAAGCCCCCAGAUCUCACAGUGCUGGCCUGGCAUUUGUUUUCAGCUCUGUUUGGAGCGGGUUGUGUGUUGGGGCUGUUUUUAUGGAACUCUACAACACGCUGCCAAUUUUUAAAUUGACUGUAGAAUAGUUCAGUGUUGUGAUUAUUAAAUAACAUCAGUCCUAGUGCAGCCUUCAGGGCAUUUCUCAGUAUUGAUACUUCUCCCCUCUGCUUUUCCAGGGAGAGAAAGGAAAAGGAAAGGCAGGAAGGCCCCGUUGUUGCCCAGGACAGCAUGGCAGCUUUGUGUGACCUGGAACAGUAGAGCAUUCCUUCAAGAUGUCCACUGUGCACGAAAUUUUAAGCAAGCUCAGCCUUGAAGGAGAUCAUUCUCUGCCCCCCAGUGCCUAUGCCACAGUCAAGGCCUACUCCAACUUCGAUGCAGACCGUGAUGCCGCAGCCCUGGAGACGGCCAUCAAGACCAAAGGUGUGGACGAGGUGACCAUCAUCAACAUCCUGACAAACCGCAGCAACGAGCAGAGGCAGGACAUCGCCUUCGCCUACCAGAGGAGGACCAAAAAGGAGCUUUCUGCAGCGCUCAAGUCUGCUCUGUCAGGUCAUUUGGAGGCGGUGAUCCUGGGCUUGCUGAAGACACCAGCACAGUACGAUGCCUCGGAGCUGAAGGCUGCCAUGAAGGGCCUGGGAACUGAUGAGGACACGCUCAUUGAAAUCAUCUGCUCACGAACAAACCAGGAGCUCAGCGAGAUCAACAGAGUCUACAGGGAAAUGUACAAGACAGAGCUGGAGAAGGACAUCAUAUCAGACACAUCUGGAGACUUCCGCAAGCUCAUGGUUGCCCUGGCCAAGGGCAAAAGGUGUGAAGAUACCUCUGUGAUUGAUUAUGAGCUGAUUGACCAAGAUGCCAGGGACCUCUAUGAUGCUGGUGUGAAGAGAAAGGGAACUGAUGUCCCCAAGUGGAUCAACAUCAUGACUGAAAGAAGUGUCCCCCACCUGCAGAAAGUGUUUGACAGGUACAAGAGCUACAGCCCCUAUGAUAUGCUGGAGAGCAUCAAGAAGGAGGUCAAGGGAGAUUUGGAGAAUGCCUUCCUUAAUCUUGUCCAGUGCAUUCAGAACAAGCAGCUGUAUUUUGCAGACAGACUGUACGAUUCCAUGAAGGGCAAGGGGACCCGAGACAAGGUGCUGAUCAGGAUCAUGGUCUCCCGCUGCGAGGUCGACAUGCUGAAAAUCAAGAGUGAAUUCAAGAGGAAAUAUGGAAAAUCUCUCUAUUACUUCAUCCAGCAAGACACAAAGGGGGAUUACCAGAGGGCCCUGCUGAACCUGUGUGGUGGAGAGGACUGAAAACUGUGAUGGAAGAUGCCCAAAUCCAGAGAAAUGCCUUGUUUCCCCUUCAUUUUACUGUAACCCUAGAAAAAGCUGAGUUGCCUGGCUAGCCUUGGCUUGCCUCCUCCCUGCCAGAGCUCCCUGUGCUGCCCCGCUCUGUGCGUGCCCCUCUCAGCCUGGCUCUGCCUGAGGUGCCAACACCGCAGAGCCAGAGGAGCUGACCUUCCCCACAAACGAGCUCCCACGUGCUUGUGAAAGGCCCUGCCUCUCUGUGCCAUGUUUCUAAUAAAACAGAAGUAAAAAUGGA
Molecule: messenger RNA, 3441 nt
Organism: Myiozetetes cayanensis
Lineage: Eukaryota; Metazoa; Chordata; Aves; Passeriformes; Tyrannidae
Gene: ANXA2
Product: annexin A2
Exons: 13
Coding region: 2133-3152 (339 amino acids)
Cellular component (GO): cytoplasm
Molecular function (GO): calcium-dependent phospholipid binding; calcium ion binding; phospholipase inhibitor activity
Source: RefSeq, a predicted model, not a curated record